UCAGUCAGUUCCUGCUAGCUAACCGAAACGACUACUGGAGACUUUGCUGUAUCAUGUAGUGAAGCAGAGCCUACUCGAUCGCCAAAGUAAACAACCAUUCGUGUAGAAAAUAUGGGAAUUACACGUCAACUGAACCAUUCCGUCCCGCGGAAAACCUGUCUGACUUUACUCCUCGGACUCUCGUCGAUGCUGUUGUCGGCCCGGUCAAGUGCAAAUGGCUUGGAUGACAGCAGUCUGUUGUACCGAGAUCUCUGCAGAUAUAAAUGGGAAGCCAUUGACCAGGAUAAUAACGUGAAGUAUACUCUGAAGCUAUGUGAAUCGUCGCCAGAUACUGCUUGUGGGGCUGGCACUGCAGUCUGUGCCUCGAACCUCACAACACACGAGGAACACUCAGUAGGUGAGGUAUCUCUUCGGAAGUUUUCCGGCAAGGUGUUGGACUUCAACGCAACCACACAGUGUCCAGGCAGUGAAAACAAAGUCCAGAGCAGCAUCAGCUUCCAGUGCGGCAAGACCAUGGGCACCCCAGAGUUUGUCACCGUGUCCCAGUGUGUGCAUUACUUUGAGUGGAGGAGCUACACUGCCUGCGACAAAGAGAACUUUAAACCGUCCAAAGAGGUGCCCUGCUACGUGUUCGACAGCGACGGCAGGAAGCACGACCUGACGCCGCUGAUCAGCCUGACCACCGGCUAUCUGGUGGACGACGGCGACAACUUGGGGGAAUUCUACAUCAACAUCUGCCGCAGCCUCAAUCACCCCCAGUGUCCAUCGGGCUCGGCGGCCUGCCUCACUGAUAGUGAUGGCACCUACGACAUGGGCUCCCCUAGCCAACAGCUGGAACUGGUGGCCGACGACCGGCUGCAGCUACACUACAGGGUGAAUGGCACCGCUUUGAGUCCCAAAUUCUGCAAUGGACACGUCCCCGCGGUCACCAUCACAUUCAUAUGCCCUUCAUUCCGGCACCAGGGCAGCGACCCCAGAAUGAUGGCGUCAGCCAACUGUCGUUACGAGGUGGAGUGGGUGACGGAGUACGCCUGCCAUCGGGACUACCUGGAGAGCCACACCUGCAAGCUGACCAACGAUCAGCAUGACAUCUCCAUAGACCUCACGCCCCUCACACAGAUAUCUCACGACCACCCGUACCACGCCGAGUCCAAAGGGGGGGAGGGCUACGUCUACUACCUGAACGUGUGCGGGGCGAUCCAGACCAACGUGUGCGACGGCGAGGGGGGCUUCGUGUCGGCGUGCCAGGUGAAGAAGAACCAGGACGUCAAGAUGGUCGCCGGCCGCUGGCAGAACCAGACGCUCCGUUACUCCGAUGGAGAUCUCACACUGAUCUACCCGGAUGGCGGCAGGUGCUCGUCUGGCUUCCAGCGAAUGACCAUCAUCAACUUUGACUGCAACAAGGACGAGGCCAACGGGAUCGGGGCUCCGGUGUUUGCGGGCGAGACGGACUGCACCUACUACUUUGACUGGGCGACGGCGUACGCCUGUGUGAAGGAGAAGGAGGACCUGCUCUGCAGCCUGGCGGACGGCAGGAGGCGCUACGAUCUGUCGCCGCUGACACGGUUCCCCGAGGCGGACAAUGCCGAGAACUGGGAGGCGGUGGACGCCAACGCGCCCGAGACGGACCCCCGGCGCUUCUACCUCAACGUGUGCCACCAGGUGGUCCGGCAAGGGCCCGCCGAGGGCUGCCGUCAGGACGCCGCCAUCUGCGCCGUGGAUAAGGACGGUAAAGCCACCAGCCUGGGACGCUUCCUGUCCGCUCCACAGAAGACGGAAAUAGGAAAUGACAUCAGACUCGUCUACACAGACGGCGGCACCUGCCGGGAGAACGUGAAGAUCAAGACCGUCCUGACCCUCAAGUGCAAACCAAGUGACCUGGAGAGCGCCCCGAUGGUGCGGAGUGUGUCGCCCGACGGCUGUGUCUACGAGCUGGAGUGGUACACGGCCGCUGCCUGCGUGCUCUCCAAGACCGAGGGCAACGACUGCAAGGUGGAGGACGCUGAGGCCGGUUUCUCCUUCGACCUGUCGCCCCUCAGGAAGACGGACGGCGGCUACUACAACGUCUCCACUCCCGACUAUGAGUACUACGUCAACGUCUGCGGCCCACUCACCACCGCCCGCUGCCCAAAGAACGCCGGCUCCUGCCAGGUCGACAAGAGCUCCAACUCGUGGAGCCUGGGGCAGGCCGACGACCGGCUGUCCUACUAUAACGGCGUGAUCCAGCUGGCGUACCACAACGGCUCGCAGUACAACACCCAGGACCACAUCCUGCGCUCCACGCUCAUCUCCUUCCUCUGCGACCCGGACGCCGGCGUGGGGGCCCCAGAGUUCCAGAAGGAGGACAAUUUCACAUACAACUUCCGCUGGUACACUUCCUACGCCUGUCCCGAAAGACCCCACGAGUGUUUAGUGACGGACCCCAACACCCUGGAGCAGUACGACCUCUCCAGCCUGUCCCGGCCCAGCUCCAGUAGGAACUGGGAGGUCAUGGACCAGUCCGACCCCACCAACAACUACUACAAAUACUACAUCAACGUGUGCCGCCCCAUCACCGCCGUCAUAGGCUGCGACCGCCUGGCCUCCGCCUGCCAGAAGAAGUAUGAAAUCCAACAGGGCUCUCAAAGCGAGACGGUGUCGGUCAGCAACAUGGGCGUGGCCCAGCGCGGCCCCGUCAUCGAGGGGCGGGACCGCCUGCUGCUGGAGUUUACGGACGGCUCGCCCUGCGUGGCGGAUGGCCUGACCCUGGCCUCCACCACCCGCCUCCACCUGGUGUGCUCCCGGGGGACUGAGGCGUCGGGGCCGAAGUUCCUCAAGUACCGGAACUGCACCGCCGACUUCAAGUGGGAGACCCGCGCAGCGUGCGCCAUCAGAACGUCCCAGAGCGACAGCUGCUCUGUGGUGGACCCAAUCACGGGCCACGAGUUCAACCUCCAACCCCUGGCGACCAAGACCGGCUACAGGACCGAGGCCAACGGCAAGACUUUCCUGGUGAACAUCUGUGCUGACGUGCCGAAGUGCGGUGACGGCGUGGCUGGCUGCGAGCUGGAGGGGGAUACUGCGAUUGGUCCAGUGGGGAUGGUGAAGUCGCUGCAGUACUCCACCGGCGGGCUGAUCACACUCACGUACAAGGGCACGCUGGACACGCCCACAGGCACCCGGGACACCUUCACCAUUAGUUUCAUGUGCAGCCACGACGCCCACGAUGGAGUGCUGAGCCUGGAGAAUGAGAGCCUGGGCUCCAGCGCGGAGAACAGCACCACCCACAACGUCUUCUUCCAGUUCGCCACCCCUCUGGCCUGCAUCCCUGCCCCCGUGGACUGCCAGGUGUCCGAUUCCCACGGCAACGAGUACGACCUCAGCCGUCUGACCCGGAACGCCGACGACAGCCCCUGGAUCGCCAUAGACGCGUCCUCCAAGGCGUCAACUCGCCAAUUCUACAUCAACGUCUGUAAACCCCUGCCUCCCGUUGACGGCUGUCUCGGGCCCCUGGGAGCCUGCGCCCGCCUCAACGGGCUCAUGGUGAACCUGGGCUACGUGCAGUCCAGCCCGCGGUUGGCGGAGGACGGCUCCGUCACCAUCGUGUACCACAACGGGGACCCCUGUGGUGAACGGGGCCGCUACUCCACACGCCUCAUCUUCCAGUGUGACGACAAUCCCGGCUCCGCGAUCUUUGACCGCCAGGACGGCUGCGAGUACGUGUUCGUCUGGAGAACGUCUGAAGCCUGCCCCAUCAGGAAGUCUCAAGGCGAUGACUGCCAGGUGCUGGAGCCCCACAGCGGGCACCUGUUCAACCUGAGCGCCCUGGAGGGGAGGGACUACCCGGUGCAGAGCGGGGAAUACACCUACCACCUGUCUGUGUGCGGGGGGCUGCAACGGGGCAUCUGCACCCACAAGGACACGGGCAACGACCGCGUGGCCUCCUGCCAGGUGAAGGGGGCCGUCCAGAAGAUAGCAGGGAUGGCGUCUCAGACUCUGAGCUACGUGGGGGACCAGCUCAUCCUGAACUACACCAUGGGCGAGACCUGCCACAAGAUUUACAACCGCUCCACUGAGGUCUACUUCUCCUGCCACCCCGACCAGCAUCCAGGGGCGCCAGAGUUCAUCAAGGAGACCCCGGAGUGCACCUACAUGUUUAACUGGGAAACAGCUCUGGCCUGUGUCCCUGUGAAGAAAAUAUCCUGCUCCUACAACGACGGCAAGGGCAGCUCCUACGACCUGUCCUCCCUGGCCCUGGAUAACACCAACUGGGUGGGGGAGAGCACCACCCCGGGCUCCUCCACCACGCAGCAGCGCUUCUACAUCAACAUGUGCCGGUCCCUGGUGCCGCAGGGGGGCUCGUGGAAGUGUCCGUCGGGCGCGGCCGCCUGCCUCAAGGAGGGGGACCAGUACGUGGGCCUGGGGGAGGCCAACGCGGGGCCCAGCUUCGAGCGUGGCGUGCUGCAGCUGAAGUACACCGGUGGAGCGCUCUGCCCUGACGACCUCCGCAGCAAGAGCGCCGUCAUCCGCUUCCAGUGCGACAAGGACAAGGUGGACUCCCGGCCCAUCCUCGUCACGGCGAUCGAGGACUGUGUGUACACCUUCAUGUGGUACACCGUGGCCGCCUGCCCUCUCAACAGCAACAUGCACGGCGCCUGUAGGGUCACCAACCCCGCUACAGGGCAUCAGUUUGACCUUAACCCUCUGUCCGUGGAGGGGGGCUACACCAUUUACGACCACGCCGACCACCAGAAGAUGAUCCGCCUGAACAUCUGCGGAGAGCUGCCCAACUCCGGGUGCAGCGAGGGCACAGGUGUGUGCAUCAAGACCGUCAGAACUUCGGUGAGCGGGGGCCAGACCAGCAGGAAGCUGUCCUACGUGGACCAGGUGCUGGAGCUUACUUACGAGGGCGGAGACGCCUGCGAAGCCAACCCGGCCCUCAAGCACAAGAGCGUCAUCAGCUUCAUCUGCAGGUCUGCAGGCUGGGGUACGGCCUCCACACAGCCUGUCCACGUGGACUCUGAUUCAAGCACCUGCACCCACUUCUUCUCCAUGCACACAACCCUUGUCUGUGAGCAGCCGGUGACCUGCUCCGUCCAGAAUGGCUCCACCCUCAUUGACCUGAGCCCCCUGAUCCACGCCACUGGCUAUUACAGUGCCACGGAUGACGAGCUGACCCAGAAUGAGGACGACGGUAUCCCAGACUUCUACAUCAACAUCUGCGAACCCCUCAACCCCAUCCCUGGCGUGGCCUGCCCCCCCGGGACCACCGUCUGCAUGGACCCUGACGACGCAGCGCCUGUGGACAUCGGGAGGACAACCAAUGGCCCGCGUUUUGACAGCGCCACCAACGAGGUGUCAAUCACCUACAAUAGCUCCACGCCCUGCAGCGCUGACCCCUCCCUGAACUACACCUCCACCAUUGUCUUCAGCUGCCAGAGGGGCCUGGAUCUGGGCUCCCCCCGCAUGCUGCAGCAGCAGGGCUGUGUGUACCUGUUCGAGUGGGCCACGCCCGUGCUCUGCCUCGACGCCACCCACACCAGCGGCUGCCAGCUCACAGACUCUCAGAUGCAGUUCACCUUCGACCUCUCGCCCCUCAAGGGGGAGAUCCAGGUCCCGGCCGGCCCGGGGGUCUCCAGGGUGUACCGGCUCAACGUGUGCGGCUCGGUGGCAGAGCCCGCCUGCAAGGGCAGCGCGGUGUGCCAGGUGUCCAGCUCCGGGGGGCCGGCGGUGCCCCACACGGCCGUGUCCUUCGGCCGCAGCCAGGCCAUGACCCUGGACUACCGGCACCAGGAGGGGGCGCUGCUCAUGCAGUACGGCGGGGGGGACCUCUGCCCAGCGGUGACGCUGGAGGAGAAGCAGUGCGUGUUCCCGUUCGUCUUCCAGAAGAAGUCGUACAUGAAGUGCACGGUGCAAGGCCGCACGGACGGCAGGCUGUGGUGCUCCACCACCGCCAACUACGACCAGGACAAGCAGUGGGGGUUCUGCGGGAAAGUGUCAGGCAAGCGCCAGACCUCCAUCCUGCUGACGUGUGACCAGGGGGCGGGCCAGGGCUCCCCCCAGCUGCUCUCGGAGACGGGGGGCUGCGCGGCCAGCUUCCGGUGGGCCACCAGCAAGGUCUGCCCCCCCAGCAAGAUGGAGUGCAAGCUGGUGAGCCAGCACCAGACCUACGACCUGCGCACGCUCUCCUCGCUCACCGAGCCCUGGAAGUUCAGCCACCAGGGGGACGCGUACUACAUCAACCUGUGCCGGGCGGUCCGCGGGGGGCUGACGGGCUGCCCCAGCAGCGCCACCGUGUGCCGCCACACGGCGGCCGGCGCCACCCAGGCGCUGGGCCGGGUCUACACACAGAAGAUGAGCCACGCCGACAACCGGGUGCUGGUCAACUACUCCAUGGGAGACAGGGUGUGUGGCAACGGUAAGGAGGCCCAGACCGUGAUCCAGCUGACCUGCGGCUCCACCGUGGGACGCCCCACCCUCAUCAGCUUCGACGAGGCGGCGUGCGUGUUCACCAUCGGCUGGGAGACGCGGGCCGCCUGCGUGGUGAAGCAGCGGGAGGUGGAGAUGGUCAACGGGACCAUCAGGGUCCCCGACACGGGCACCCAGCUCAGCCUCGGGGUGCUCUACUUCAGUGCCCACCAGGCGUCGGGGGACAAACGGCCCAACGGUGACAGCUACGUCUACCAGAUCCAGCUGUCGGGCAUCACCAACAGCUCUCUGAGCAGCUGCAACGGCGCCAACAUCUGCCAGGUGCAGUUGAACGGCAACUACCACCGCAAGAUCGGCUCGUCCAGCAAGGCCAAGUACUUCAUCAAAGGGGCCAACCUGGACGUGAUGGUGCCCUCGGAGUCGGUGUGCGGCCGGGAGAAGACCAAGAAGGCCUCGUCCACCAUCAUGUUCCACUGCAGCCCCACGGCGGGCGUGGGCAUCCCCGAGUUCAUGCUGGAGACGGACAGCUGCCAGUACCUCUUCGUCUGGCACACCACCGCCGUCUGCGACCUCAUCUCUGCCGACCGGGCGGAGGCGACCACCCAGGACGUGGACCCGGCGCUCGGCCUCUCGGGGCGGAGCCAGGCCAUGGGGGCGGUCCUCUGCGUCCUGCUGGCGGUGCUGGUGGCGUGUCUGCUAGGCCUGCUGCUCUACAAGAGGGAGAGGAGGGCACUGGUGAUCCAGAAGGUGGCGGCAUGCUGCCGGAGAGGGAACCAGGUGUCCUAUAAAUACUCCAAGGUGGACAUGGACGACCAGGGCGGCCAGGACGAGAUGGAGUGGCUCAUGGAGGAGCAGGACCCCCCGCCCACCUCCUCCGACCCCGCCUCCUCGUCCCGCCACGGCGCCGGCAGAGGCGGAGCCAACGGCCACAUCACCGCCAAGCCGGUGAACGGCCUGCGCUCGCUGGCCUUCGGCGGGGGCGGGGCCGGCGGCGCGGAGGAGCUGGACGACGACGACAGCGAGGACGAGGUGCUGAGCGUGCCCGGCGUGCGCGUCUUCAAGGCCCCGCCCCCCAGCAGCGCGCCCCUCUCCGCCGCGCUGCGCAGCGUCUUCAUGCAGGAGGAAAGCGACGAGGACCUGGUCGGUCUGCUGGACGAUUCUGACGGGAAGAGGGACUCCAGAGGGUCCAGCUCAUCACGGGCCUACCACCCCGGCCCCCCCGCCCCCGUAGAUCUCAACCCGGUGCAGGGCCGGAGGCAGGACGACGACGACGACGACGACAGCGACGAGGACCUCUUGAGGGUGUGAGGUCACUUCCUCCCCGCAACCACCACCAACGCCGCCGCCGUCGUCCAAUCAGAACUCACUCCUCCGCUGUGCAGUUUUUCCCGGCUCUGUUUUCUUGUUCCUCUCGAUGGAGAGAACGACGGUGAGGUGGAAUAGGACUGUGUCUCUACCCCCCCCCCCCCAAGCCAUAACCAAA
Gadus morhua (Atlantic cod) is the source of this 7891-nucleotide messenger RNA. It is a transcript of the gene igf2r, whose product is annotated as insulin-like growth factor 2 receptor. Gene Ontology annotation, biological process: lysosomal transport. NCBI's taxonomy places the organism in Eukaryota, Metazoa, Chordata, Actinopteri, Gadiformes, Gadidae. Gene Ontology annotation, cellular component: trans-Golgi network. The record is from RefSeq and is a predicted model, not a curated record. The transcript is spliced from 51 exons. Bases 112 to 7716 code for a protein of 2534 amino acids. Gene Ontology annotation, molecular function: D-mannose binding; signaling receptor activity.